Molecule: messenger RNA, 348 nt
Organism: Ostertagia ostertagi
Lineage: Eukaryota; Metazoa; Nematoda; Chromadorea; Rhabditida; Trichostrongylidae
Source: the annotation of a GenBank genome assembly
AUGUCGGCCCCUACAAGAUGGCACUACAGCGGUUCGCCGGAGUCUGCCGAUGUGCUUGUGGUAGCCCAGAGCGGAACUGAACUCUGUGGGAACUGUGGCGAAGAAGCAGCUAAUGCUGUGGUGUCCGGGUAUGAAUACCAAGAUCAACACAUGCAAACGAUUUUCUACGCUCAAGGACCAUCAAUCCAAAGGGCAGUGACCAUCCCUCCGUUUCAAAACGUCGAAUUGAUGAACUUGUGGAUUGAACUUCUCAAGAUGGAACAUGUGCCAAACAACGGUAGUGUGGCCUUUGUUAGGCAGAUCCUGUGGAAAUCAAAGCCAAGAUUCGAGCGGAGAAAGUUUGGAAUA